Messenger RNA from Notothenia coriiceps (black rockcod), 2062 nucleotides. RefSeq names its product nudix (nucleoside diphosphate linked moiety X)-type motif 19 (gene nudt19). The record is from RefSeq and is a predicted model, not a curated record. Lineage: Eukaryota; Metazoa; Chordata; Actinopteri; Perciformes; Nototheniidae. Gene Ontology annotation, cellular component: mitochondrion. Gene Ontology annotation, molecular function: hydrolase activity, acting on acid anhydrides, in phosphorus-containing anhydrides. The transcript has 3 exons. The coding region runs from base 280 to 1482 and encodes 400 amino acids.
GUGUCCGCCGAGGCUUCCGUCAUCAGGAAGUAGGCGAGUCUUCUUCAAAAUCAUGGAUGCAUAAUAACAACGUUUGUCACUGUCAAAAUAGGUUGGAAAAACGAUAAGACUGUAAUAUCAUACUAUAGCACUUACAGUCAAAUAUACAGUAUGAUGCAGUCUAUGCGAUAGAAGAGCUCGAAACAGCUGUCACGUCACUUCAAACUCAUUUGGGCUGAGCAAACAGGAACUUUUAAAAGUGUUUAGUAAAACAAAUAAGAAACGCACUUGUUUUUUAGCAUGAAUACUACUUUAAAGCACUGGAAGGAGUCGGCCACUCUUAUUUUAGCCGCCGGACACAGGCCCGGUGUGGCCUCAAGGACACCCCGGACAGUCGCUGCUGUUUCCCCGCAGGACAGCAGCUGCGGACCGCAACAGCUGCCGCACAAGUCCCGCUUUGAUUACGACGUUUUACUGUUGAAACGAAGCGGUAAAAGUGGAUUCAUGCCAAAUGCGUAUGUGUUUCCCGGCGGCAAGGUGCACUCCUCGGACUUUUCGAAUGAAUGGCUGGAUAUUUUCAAGUCUUUCUGUAACUUUUCAAAUUUUGGUUUGGGAAAUGUCACCCAGCCGCUGGAGACUAGACCCCCGAUAUUCGCCACAGACAGGCUGAAAUUCGGCUCUCCUAUCCCGGGAGAGGUCGCCUUCAGGAUCUGUGCAUUGAGGGAGACCUUCGAGGAGUCCGGUGUGCUCCUGGUUAUGCCAAAAGUAGAGGAGAAGAGUUUGUUAAAAAGCAUAGAGGACAAGGGGGACACUGCUCAAGGACAGCCUUACAAGGUGAACGAUCUGUGCAGCACUGAACUUGCAAAGUGGAGGGCUUUGGUAAACCAGAAUCCCUCCAACUUCAUCAGGAUGUGCAGAGAGUUGGAGGUGUUGCCCAACAUCUGGGCUUUACACGAGUGGUGCAACUGGCUGACUCCCACAGGCCGGUACGGAGUGACGAGGUUUGACACGAUGUUCUUCAUCUGCUGCCUGCAGGAGACCCCACACACACUGCAAGAUGAGAAGGAAAUAGUGCGCUUUCAGUGGUCCACACCCUCAGAGGUCCUGCAAAGCUAUAUUUCGGGGGAGUUUUGGAUUGCCCCCCCUCAGUUCUAUGAGCUCAGUCGAAUGUGCCGCGUCCCUCUGCUGGAAGACCUCCACGACUUCUCCAGCAGGCGUACCAGAGAGGGCUGCGAACAAUGGCUGCCAGUUAUUUCCUUAAAGGAUAAAGCGUUCUUAUCACUGCUGCCAGGAGACAAAGACUACCCUCUGGACCCUUCAGGAGAGGUGGGGGUGGGUACGAGCACAGACCCUCAGCAGGAAGAUGCUCAGGACCACUCUGCACUGCACCGCUUUGUGACCGUAGAUCAGAACCCUAUAAAUAUACAGAUCACCAUCACACCCAAGUACAAUCACCUACUUCCUGUUGUCACCUUCCCACAUGACUUAAAAAGUCAGUCUUAACUUGCCCGACAUGCCGUACGAGUCGCACAAGUGCUGGGAAAAUGCAAUGAAGCAAGACAAAUGUAAUGCAGGUGAAGAAAUCAGAUGGCCUUGAUUAACAAUUCACAAUCUGUUUUAUUGACUUCCCAGUGGCAUUUUGGUCUUUGUUCAAUAAAAAGUGAUGCUCUCCAUGCCCUCAAAGGUCAGCACUGUCUAGACAGCCUGCUGUUGGUCAAAGGAGCAAUUUAGCAUGACAACAUUUCCGAGAGUUGAACUUUUCAGAGAAUAUUACCAUCGAUUCUCUCGACUCAACGUGAGUCAGUUUUGCUGCCAGUUUGACUGUUUUCAGGAAUGCAAACCUAAUAUAGUAAAUGUGUUAUUUUUGUUCCCCAUUUGAUUUGUGGGUUGUUGUGUACAUUGUGUUUUUGUUGGAUGAUAUGUAUUAUAUGCUUGAUGAAUUGCACUUAUAAACAAAUGUGGACUGUGUACUCUGGCAGUUUUUAUUAGGUUCCCUGAGUUUAUUUCCUCUUUAUGUGAAUUCUCCAGCAGUGAAAUUGCAUGUAUUCCAAAAAAUAAAUCAUCAAGGAUUAUUUUUUCUUUA